UCUUUGGUGGUCAGUCAGUCGGGUCAGUUCGGUUCGGUGCGCUACCGGGAAUGGAACGAUUUUCCUAGCCUAGCUAUUCGCGAUCGUUACCAACCGAAUUACCUGUCCGGUCGCAGUAGGCGGUGAUUGUUAUUUGUUUGUUUUGGAAUUUUCGUUAGUAGUAGCUGUUAAAAGUGCAAAACAAAAACAAACAAACAACACCGUUCUAGUGCCUAAGAAUUAAACAUCAAAGAAGUGAAAUGUGUUAUUAGAGUGUAUACAGUAUAUUAAGCGGCUUAAGUGUAGUACUUUCACAUACAAACUAAUCAAACAAUCCCUAAAUUUAACACACAAAAAAUCAAUAUUUUCUGCAAUUCUCAAGUGAUCUUUCCAAUUGCCCACCCGAUUAUGGUCGUAUGACUCAAUGUGCUUUUUUCUAAACAAAGUUACACCUUCUCCCGUACUACUACCGUUAAAAGUAAGGUGUGCACUUACGUACGUGGUUUAGUGGCGCGUGAAACCGAGAUCACUUGCACCUGGACCUCGCCCGCCCAGAUCGGCGCAAUUUGGGCAAUUUUCUUCUCACCUGCAAUUAAUUUACGUGUCGAAUUUCCGAAUUUCCAACCAAACCCCACCGACGGCGUUGGCUGUUGUUUCCAUCAACAGUAAAAAUCCGAACGCCAGAUCGUUUCCAUCGUUGUCCGAAUUUCCCGAAACAUCCUCCCGUCCCUUUGUUGGACGUUCUGGACUUUGAGAUUGAUUUGCGGUACAAGGCGGUACAAGGGCGGUACAAGGCAGGCAGUGUUGUUUGCUUUACACACCGUUGAUAUAUUGUGUGCGGAACGACAUAAUAUUUCAAGGACUGGGGUGAAAGAUCGACCGGCCGGCACACGCAAACAGAUGGCCAAGCCAGACGAUGGCGACUGGCGAUUAAUUUUAAUGAUCAUGUUUCGGUGGAAUUGUGUGUGUGGAAUGGUUUUUCUGUGGUUUCCUGUAGGUUACGGUUGAUGUACCAAGUUGAUCUUCAUUUUCCCAGGAACAUGAAUGAAUAGGAUCGUGACGCAGGAUUUGUUGGACUUUUUUUUCGAAUAAAAAACAGUAAUUAUAAACUGCUCCGGAUAGUACUCAAAAAUUCGAGUUCAUCAUGAAAACGGGAUUCCAAUUUAUUCCGGAGAAUCGGCCACUCCUCUACAUACCGGCGUCAAGAUUCUUCUGGGAAGGACCCACUGCACCCAACACAUCCCUCUACAACUAUCCGCUGGAGCUGUGGAGUACGAUACCGGAGUCGGAGCUGAUCGUGAAGCUGUGCGUCUUCCUUCCCAUCAUCGUGUUCGGGCUGCUCGGCAAUGGCAUCCUGCUGGAGGUUAUCUUCUCUAACCGCACGCUACGCACACCGAGCCACCUGCUGAUAGCGAACCUGGUGGUGACCGAUUUUCUCACCCUGCUCGUGUGUCCGCUCUUCUUCAUGACGCACGACUUCUUCCAGAACUAUCUGCUCGGACCGGUCGGCUGCAAGCUGGAGGGGCUUAUAGAAGGUGGUCUCCUAGUCACUUCCGUCCUCGGGAUGUGUGUCAUCAGCUACGACCGACUGUCGGCCGUCGUACUGUCCUCCGGCACCCGUCUGAAAGGACGCGGCACCGUAGCAGCGAUCGUGUUCUGCUGGCUGAUGGGAUUCAGCAUUGCGAUGCCGCUGUCCCUGUAUCGUCACUUCAAAAUUCGCCACUGGAAGGAUGUGGACGAGAUGUACUGCUACGAGGAUCGCUCCGUACUGGCCACGUACUGGGAGUUUCUGCUGGUCAUGCUGGUGUGGGUCCCGCUGGGCGUUAUGCUGGUGGCGUACACACUGAUCAUCGUUAAGCUGGACCGGUACGAACGGAAUGCCCUUCGCCGGCAGCAUCCGAUGGUAGUGCGGUACAAGAGCCGGGUGGCCAAAACGCUCUACAUUGUGUUGCUGGCGUUUAUCGUCGUCCGGGUGCCCUUCACCAUCAUGGUGUUUGUGUACUACAACAUCGAACCUUUGGACCAUUUUCAGUUUAGCGAAAGUUUCAUAUUUGUCUGGUGGCUUGCGAAAGUGGCGUUCAUCUUUCUAAAUGCUGCCAUCAAUCCGCUCAUCUACGGACUCACCAACAAAACGUUUAAAAAGGCACUUCGCGGAUCGAAGAUUUUGCAGUGCCUUUGUCGGUUGGCCCCGGAAGAGCCGGAACCGACACAAACUCCUGCAGAUUCCAGCAAAUCAACGAUCUGUUGCUGUUUCUCGAGGACGAAUUCGGAAGAAAUGGAACAAUCAUCGCAGGAUGAUAAGAUACUUGAGCGGUCACGAUUUUCAAGAGUGAGACAUUUCCGAGCAACGUGGCUCAAUUCGACAUUUAGGAACAAGCAUCCUAAAAAUGAAACAACUGUAGACGAUAAAUCAUAAAUGGAGCAUGAUGAUACAAAUAAUUAUUUUUAAUAAUUAUGGAUUGCUUAUCAGUAACAGCAGAACAGUAAUAGAACCGGUGUACAACGAUCGAUGUAUUAUAGCGCGCAUUUGUUUCAUCUUCUCUUGGCUAUAACUCCAAGAUUUGGCCAAGGAAUUGCCAUAUUUCUAUUUAUUCAAACAUAUGAGUAUGCUGGAAGUUAAUUUCAUGUUGAAUAAAUAGCUAUUUGUAGCCGUUGUAUAAGCGGAUAGCACAGCACGUGGAUUCAUUCCCAGUUUGUACUUAGAAAAUAAAUUACCUACGGGUAUGCAAUCCGCACGACACAAAG
Molecule: messenger RNA, 2724 nt
Organism: Anopheles arabiensis
Lineage: Eukaryota; Metazoa; Arthropoda; Insecta; Diptera; Culicidae
Product: neuropeptide Y receptor type 2-like
Exons: 6
Coding region: 1124-2395 (423 amino acids)
Biological process (GO): G protein-coupled receptor signaling pathway
Cellular component (GO): membrane
Molecular function (GO): G protein-coupled receptor activity
Source: RefSeq, a predicted model, not a curated record